Molecule: messenger RNA, 1304 nt
Organism: Betta splendens (Siamese fighting fish)
Lineage: Eukaryota; Metazoa; Chordata; Actinopteri; Anabantiformes; Osphronemidae
Exons: 8
Coding region: 87-875 (262 amino acids)
Biological process (GO): iron-sulfur cluster assembly
Cellular component (GO): mitochondrion
Molecular function (GO): iron ion binding; iron-sulfur cluster binding
Source: RefSeq, a predicted model, not a curated record
UGAUUUUUGUCUUCUGUCUGGGAUCCUCUCUGGCCAGAAGUACCUGCUGUUCACCACACGAGGUUCUCAUUUUCAAAACAAACAAAAUGGCGGCGCACGUGAGAUGGGGUCUUCAACGGUUGUUACGAUCGCAAAAUGCGGCUCACUUCAGGUUUUCAGAUAAGACCAGAAGCCUGUACCACUCACACUGCGCAACCCAGAGCUUCUCCAAGCUCCAGCAUCAGUCCCGGACAGGAGCCACACACCUCUCAAUAAGACAUCUGUCAAUUCAGACUCAAGACACUCCAAACCCCAGAAGCCUGAAGUUUCUCCCUGGUAAACCUGUCCUAGGAAGUGGGACACUUGACUUUCCCUCUCCAAGCUCAGCUGAGAGUUCAUCUUUAGCCAGGGUCUUGUUUGAAAUUGAAGGAGUUAAAAGUGUGUUCUUUGGUCCUGACUUCAUCACAGUCACUAAAGCAGAUGAGGAAGUGGAAUGGACAGACAUUAAGCAUCAAGCUUUGGAGGCUAUUACUAAAUUCUUUGAGAGUGGCGAUCCGAUCACAACAGGGGCAGUGCACCAUGAAAGCAGCCUUUCUGAAGAGGAUGAUGAUAUUGUUUCUAUGAUAAAGGAGCUUCUGGACACCAGAAUAAGACCUACAGUUCAGGAAGAUGGAGGUGAUGUCAUCUAUAAGGGUUUUGAGGACGGCACAGUGAAGCUGAAGCUGGUUGGUUCCUGCACAGGAUGUCCCAGUUCGACAGUCACCCUUAAGAAUGGCAUUCAGAACAUGCUGCAGUUUUAUAUCCCAGAGGUAGACAAAGUGGAACAGGUGGAGGAUGAGGUGGAUGAAAUCAAUGCAAAGGUUUUUACAGAGCUGGAACGCAAAUUACAAGACUAAAGCAAAAAUAUGUUUUACGCUAUAUAAACAUACCCAAUAAUUACUAUUAUAUGAAAACUAAGAAACCAAAUUAUUUACUGCUAUUUUGCAUGCAUAGUACAUAUUGAAAUUGAUAUGUAAAUACUUUAUGUACAUGUUACUGAGGUAAAUACUGUAUGACUGUGAUGGCUGUAAUUGUGAUGUAUUUAUUUCUUAUCAAUAUUGUAUAUUUUUUAAAUAUAUUUCCAUAAGAUGGAGAUAUUGUGAAACCUGAGGUUGAGAUUGGUAUUGGUGAUGAAGAGUGGCCCAGGAAUUGAAGAAGAAUAACUGAAUUUUCUUUUUAAAUACGACGGUAGUAAGUGUACAAUUCAUGGAGCAGAUGUGGGUUUUAAAAAUGUUUGUAUGCUGUAAUUAUUUGCUCAGUGGCACAUUAAAGAACAUUUUAUUUAA